Hyposmocoma kahamanoa is the source of this 3097-nucleotide messenger RNA. RefSeq names its product glycosylated lysosomal membrane protein-like. NCBI's taxonomy places the organism in Eukaryota, Metazoa, Arthropoda, Insecta, Lepidoptera, Cosmopterigidae. The transcript is spliced from 6 exons. Bases 107 to 1126 code for a protein of 339 amino acids. Gene Ontology annotation, cellular component: lysosome. The record is from RefSeq and is a predicted model, not a curated record.
CCUCCACCGCACGCGUGUAUCGUUAUACUUAUGAGCUCUUGGUAUUUAUUGUCAUCUUGAGUUUCGUGCGAUAAGUCGAACGUGAUAGUUGUUUUCUUUUGUAAAAAUGUUUCCUUUAUCGAUAAAGGCGAAAAUACAGACGUUAUUUCUAGUUUUAGUGCUUUCACUGGUAUAUGGACAAGAUAGGAAGAUAAUACCGCAGUUAAAUCCAGGUUGCACAAAUUGCACAGCUGAAAACACACUCAUCUACGUUAAAGCUAUAGGCUCCCAUGACACCGUCCACCAAAUAUGGGACUUCACCGGAGGCAUACCUACAACAUUAUUUGCUAUUACUGCUGUGAAUUCUUCUUAUAUUAUCUCUUGGGAGGGUACAAAACCGUCCACAUUUGCACUUGACAAAGCACCGACGUACAUGUUUGGAGCUUCUUUAGAAGAGCUUUUUCCCCAACAGUUGGACCUACUGCCAUUCAAAGACUUUGCUGUUGAACUUCCUCACCUUAUCCACACCGCAAACUCAACGUUGGUCGAUCUGAACUUCGUCAAUUUAACAUCGAGUGAGGAGUUUAAGGCGCCGCGAUUUGCCGUACGACUAAGAAUGGCCUCACGCGAUCCGAACACUGACAGCAUGCGGUAUUACAUGAGGAAGAGUUUAGACGAUGAACAUACACCGGGAGUUUUUGAGGUAAUGGAAUUAAAAACCCCGGAGUCGUACUACAACGGUGACGGUGGUUAUAUCCAAUUUCGUCCGGUUGCGUACACGCAGCCUGCGCGCGGCGUCGCCUCGUCCACCAUCGUGCAUGUCUCCAAUUUUGUUAACAGCUCGCUAUCCUGGCCCAGCACAAUGCGCGUGUUCUUCGAUAGCGUGAGCCCUCUGUUGGUCCAAGACAUGGUCAUCUCCUUCGGCGAGACCGGAGACGGCUUCUACACCAAACACAACUACACUGGUUGGUCGUACACGAUAGGGUACGGCUCUCCCCCGGUGGAAGGAUUCUCGCUGUUCGUGAUCCUCAUAAUCGCUAUCGGGCUGUCGGUACCGGUGGUGCUGGCGCUGUCCGGCGUCGUCUUCGUACUGCUGCGGAGGAUGACGCAAAGGAACACUCCGGCCAGGUUUGUCGACGACGACUGAUGAGAAUGAUCUCAGGGUAACUUCUAGACUUGGGUAUAGCAGAUGUUGCUGUAGGCGACACGUGAUUUUUUUUACCUUUAUUCUGGCUCCUCGCACAUUCCAUUGCAUUAAACUUAAGUUUACUGACCAGUGCUUGCAAUGCGAAAUACCCUUCUGAUACAUUGUGUUAGGACUGUCUUAUCCAUUAGAGCAUUGAUUUUAGUAUUAGACAGAAGGAAAUGUUGGGUCUUUUAUCAGGAGCCCGAUUCAGAACUCUUCGAUGUUGUAACCGAAUCGUUCAAUUAGAUAUCGUUCUUGAAUCGAAGGACGCUUUCCGAGCUACUCAGAACAUUCGGAUUCGGAUACGAUAUCGUUAUCCAACAGCGCUUACGGAGUUGAUCAGUGAAUAAAGAUUAUAAGAAAAAUUAAAAACGUUUUAUAUACUUUCGUAAGACUUUAAAGGCCCAAAAAUAUCGGAAUGCAUUUGUCUUGCAUUAAAAUAAUUUAAUAAAAUUGAACAAAAUCCAGACCUUAUUUAAAAGAAUAAGAUAUUUCCAUAUUACAUUCUUGCUUUGUGAAUAAUAGGACGUUCGGUAACUGUCACGUUUGCAGCCUUUGCCGGUCGAGAAGUUCGAGUAAUCGUACGGGUGUGACGUCAUUUCGGUUCGGUUUCGAAUACGACAGUUCGACGUUCGAUUCGGGUGUAUGUUGACUACUGUGUUAUCGUAACUUUCUGAAUCGACCCCAGGCUACAUUUUAUUCAGACAUUUUGCAAGUAAUAAAUACCGUGAACCAAAAUUCUUAAACAUAUUUACUACCUUUAUGUAAUUAUUACGUUUUUUUUAUUAGUAGUUCUUACUAUAAAAAUUUUUUUAUUUACAUUCUCUAUCUAUUCAAAGAGUUGCAAUAUUAAAAACAGCUUCCAAACAUUAAACGUAGUGUCCGUUUAGUAUUUUAUUAUAUAAUCAACUUUACUGUAAUUUGUUGACUGAAGAAAUGGGUUUACGAUCGCUGCUUCUUUGUUUACGUUUUUUGUAAUCCUAAAAACAAUAAUAGUAUUUAUUUAUUUUCACUCACAAAUGCGGCUUAACAGCAAAAUCUAUGGGACAAUACGAACUAUAAGUUUAGUGCAAGUGGACAUGGAGUCUCGCCUUGAAAAUUACUGCUAUAGCACAAAAUAUGAAUUUAGGAGAGAAAGGAAAUAACAAAAUCGCAAAAGCAACCUCUGCUGUAUUUAUUUGAAGUUUAUCCUUAGUUAUUAGCUGAUAUAGAAUGAAUGCAUUAUGAUAAAUUAAGAACAGGCCCGUAGGGUUACCUGAUUUGGUCUGAAACAAUGUUAACAUACACACUAUAUUAUAGAAAUGGAUGGACAACCCUGGUGAAUAAAAAACAGUAUUUUUUAACAUUCAUUGACUUUUAUAUUUACGUUAUUCUACAAAGGAAUUGAAAUCUUUUCAAAAAAUUUAAAAGUGCUGUGAAAUAUUCAAUCUUAUUCGCUGGGGUUGUUGCAAACACUUUUGCGGUCUACGAUAUACAUAUGAGGUAACUAAGAUGGACAUUGUUAAAUGUAACUACAUACCUUCGUGUUGCGUUUUUUAUUUACACUAUACACAUGUGCGUGGAGAGAUCGUAGUACAGUCAACAUGAAAAACUAUGUAAGCGUUUUAACUAAGCUAAAUAUCGUAACAUUAUUUAAAUAAUCAACCUUUGGCUUUAAGAUGUACUUUUGUUUGAAUUUGGUCGAUAAGAUGGUUACUCACAUGUGCAGGUAUUUUGUUCAGUAUGAACGCAUAUGCUGCGCUCGCGCCACUCACGUUGAAAACUCGACACGAAGCAGCUUACUUUCAAGGUCCGUUACGAUGACUAAUAAACAGUAAUUGUAACUUUUUUAUUUAAAUAAAAACCGACCUCAAAUCAUCGGGGAAUUACAUCUAUUUGCCAAGUUUUAUUGAAAUCCGUUACCGGAAAGUGCGCGAAACCGGAUUCAUCCCC